Messenger RNA from Ylistrum balloti, 1503 nucleotides. Its product is annotated as fatty acid synthase-like. Gene Ontology annotation, molecular function: fatty acid synthase activity. Gene Ontology annotation, biological process: fatty acid biosynthetic process. The record is from RefSeq and is a predicted model, not a curated record. Bases 1 to 1503 code for a protein of 500 amino acids. Lineage: Eukaryota; Metazoa; Mollusca; Bivalvia; Pectinida; Pectinidae. The transcript has 8 exons.
AUGGAAGGUCCUGAAGCUGAGAAUAAUGGAGACUCCAUUGUCAUCAGUGGCAUAUCUUGUCGCCUUCCUGGAGCUGACAAUAUGGCAGAGUUUCGAAAUAGUCUGUGGCAGGGAGAAAAUAAUGUACAGGAAAACCAAAGGUGGACAAAAGAAUUACCGGAUGGCACCCCAAAAAAGAUGGGAAUAUUAAGUGACCUGGGAAAAUUUGAUGCAGAAUUUUUCAGUGUAAAUCCUAAAGUUGCAGACGUAAUGGAUCCACAACUGCGGAUGCUGCUAGAGAUAACUCAUGAAGCCAUUGUGGAUGCAGGUGUUGAUCCUCACCAGCUGAAGGGUUCAGAUACUGGGGUUUAUGUGGCUUGUGGACUGUCAGAAAACAUGGAGGCAUUCAGUACCAACCAAGAUCAUAUUUAUGCCUACAAUCCAAUAGGGAAUGCCUCUGCGAUGUUUGCCAAUAGAAUUUCUUUUGCGUUUGAUUUCAAAGGUGCUAGUUACGCCUUGAGGAAUGGUCAUGCAAGUGGACUUGUGGCUUUGGAUCGUGGACUGAUGGCCCUUCGAACUGGUCAGUGUCAGGCAGCAGUUGUUGCUGGAUGUAACCUUUGUCUAAAGAUCACAACUUCCACCCAGCUGCACAGGAAUGGUCUUCUAUCAUCUCAAGGUCACUGUAACUGCUUUGAUGAAAAAGCGGAUGGCCUUGUGAGAAGUGAAGGUGUGGUAGCCAUGUUUCUACAGAAGCAGUCUUCUGCUAAGAGAAUUUAUUCUACCAUUUUACAUACAAAGCUGGCCUCCUACAAGUCCCAAUCCCCAGUGCUGCCCCCUAGUGUAGAAGAGCAGUCAGAGUUUUUAGAGAUGGUGUAUGAGGAAGCUGGUGUAUUGCCAGAGCAAGUGUCUUAUGUUGAGACGAGUGGUUGUUCUGUCUCCAAAGCGGAGACACGGGAAAUGAAAGCUCUUGCCAAGGUCAUUAGCAGUAAAAGAUCAUCACCUCUUCUGAUUGGUUCUGUAGUAUCAAAUGUUGGUCACAUGGAAACUGUAUCAGACCUUGUGGGACUUGCUAAACUGAUACUGACAAUGGAAGAGGACAUCAUUCCUCCAAACCUCCACCUCUGUACUGCUAAUCAAGACCUAGCUACCACAUUCAACGGCCAGAUCAAAGUAGUCCAGGAAAAGACACGACUACCGGGCAACAGUGGUAUAGUGUCCUUAAACUCUUAUGGACUAGGAAAUCUGUGUGCCCAUGGAAUCUUUAAAGCACACGAAGAUCAGAAAUCAAAUAGCCACCAGGCAACAACCUUAAGUCGAUUGUUCACAUACUCUGGUAGGACAAAGGAAGGGGUAGAAUCUGCAUUCAGAUUGGUACAAAGUAAUACCAGUAAUGUACACCUCCAUUGCUUACUACAGGAAACAGCCCAUGUGGCACCCACAUACCAUCCUAUACGUGGUUACAUAGUGGUUAAUGCUGCUGAUGGACUCCAGGAAAUCAAGAUAGAAAUAAUCAUGCUACAGUGA